GGAGCGACGGGGCCGGGCCGCUCCGGCAGCAGGAAUCAUGACGACCUCAGGAAAAGAGAAUUUCCGACUGAAGAGCUACAAGAACAAGUCUCUAAACCCUGAUGAGAUGCGUCGCAGACGGGAGGAAGAGGGUCUUCAGCUCCGGAAGCAAAAGAGAGAGGAACAGUUGUUUAAGCGCCGAAAUGUUGCAACAGCUGAGGAAGAAGCGGAGGAAGAAGUCAUGUCUGAUGGUGGCUUCCAUGAGGCUCAGAUGAACAACAUGGAGAUGACUUCUAGUGCAGUCAUCACCUCUGAUAUGAUUGAGAUGAUUUUCUCCAAUAGUCCAGAACAGCAGCUUUCAGCAACCCAGAAGUUCCGAAAGCUUCUUUCUAAAGAACCAAAUCCUCCAAUAGAUGAAGUCAUAAGCACACCAGGAGUGGUGGCCAGGUUUGUGGAGUUCCUCAAACGGAAAGAAAACUGCACAUUACAGUUUGAAGCUGCGUGGGUGCUGACAAACAUUGCCUCUGGAAAUUCCCUUCAGACUCGAAUAGUGAUCCAAGCAGGAGCUGUCCCCAUCUUCAUAGAGCUGCUUAGUUCAGAGUUUGAAGAUGUACAGGAACAGGCAGUAUGGGCUCUUGGCAACAUUGCUGGAGACAGCACUAUGUGCAGAGACUAUGUAUUGGACUGUAAUAUCCUGCCCCCUUUAUUGCAAUUGCUUUCAAAACAGAACCGUCUCACUAUGACCCGAAACGCUGUAUGGGCUCUAUCCAACCUCUGCAGAGGGAAAAAUCCUCCUCCAGAUUUUGCCAAGGUUUCACCUUGUUUAAAUGUGCUUUCCUGGCUGCUUUUUGUCAAUGACACAGAUGUAUUAGCUGAUGCCUGCUGGGCUUUGUCCUAUUUGUCUGAUGGCCCCAAUGAUAAAAUCCAGGCUGUGAUUGAUGCAGGAGUCUGCAGAAGACUUGUGGAAUUACUGAUGCACAAUGACUACAAAGUUGUAUCUCCUGCCUUACGAGCUGUUGGGAACAUUGUCACAGGCGAUGAUGUUCAGACCCAGGUAAUUCUGAACUGUUCAGCCCUGCAGAGUUUACUGCACUUGCUAAGCAGCCCAAAAGAAUCUAUCAAAAAGGAAGCGUGCUGGACAAUAUCAAACAUAACAGCUGGAAAUAGAGCACAGAUCCAGACAGUCAUAGAUGCCCACAUCUUUCCGGCUCUUAUAAAUAUUUUACAAACCGCUGAGUUUCGAACAAGGAAGGAAGCUGCUUGGGCAAUCACAAAUGCAACAUCUGGAGGCUCUGCUGAACAGAUCAAGUAUUUAGUAGAACUGGGAUGCAUCAAACCACUCUGUGACCUCCUUACAGUAAUGGACUCAAAGAUUGUGCAAGUAGCACUGAAUGGGCUGGAGAACAUCCUGAGGCUUGGAGAGCAGGAGUCCAAACGCAGCGGCACUGGCAUUAAUCCUUACUGCGCUCUUAUUGAAGAGGCCUAUGGCCUGGACAAGAUUGAAUUCCUGCAGAGCCAUGAAAAUCAAGAGAUUUAUCAGAAGGCCUUUGAUCUGAUUGAGCACUACUUUGGAACAGAAGAUGAAGACAGCAGCAUUGCCCCACAGGUGGAUCUCAGCCAGCAACAGUACAUCUUCCAGCAGUGUGAGGCUCCCAUGGAAGGCUUCCAGCUCUGAAAUACCUCUUUGCUGUGUGCUCCUCUACCUAGCCAAUCCUGUUGUCGAGCCACAAGCCACCUGUGGAGUGAUUCUCUCAAUGUUUUCCAUAACCCUGUUUGCGCUCAUUUGCUUGCCUUGUGCACAUGCUCUUACAUACGUCUGGAAAACUUUUGGCUCUCCGUGGCAGGAUGCCCCUCCUUAGCAAAGGGUCACCAGAAUCACCCUUCUCCUCUAGCUUCUGAACCUCUCCACCGAUACCUUUGUGGAGCUGAGACACCUUUCUAUACUUUGAGAUAUUCCCUGUUCCUGUUAGAGGAAAAUAAUCCCUCCUCUGCUAUCCCCCACACUCCAGGCAUCCAAGAUG
Messenger RNA from Indicator indicator, 2000 nucleotides. RefSeq names its product karyopherin subunit alpha 1 (gene KPNA1). Gene Ontology annotation, biological process: NLS-bearing protein import into nucleus; postsynapse to nucleus signaling pathway. Gene Ontology annotation, molecular function: protein binding; nuclear import signal receptor activity. Lineage: Eukaryota; Metazoa; Chordata; Aves; Piciformes; Indicatoridae. The record is from RefSeq and is a predicted model, not a curated record. Bases 38 to 1654 code for a protein of 538 amino acids. Gene Ontology annotation, cellular component: nucleoplasm; nucleus; cytoplasm. The transcript has 14 exons.